Molecule: messenger RNA, 1238 nt
Organism: Fragaria vesca subsp. vesca
Lineage: Eukaryota; Viridiplantae; Streptophyta; Magnoliopsida; Rosales; Rosaceae
Product: NADP-dependent D-sorbitol-6-phosphate dehydrogenase-like
Exons: 6
Coding region: 121-1050 (309 amino acids)
Molecular function (GO): aldose-6-phosphate reductase (NADPH) activity
Source: RefSeq, a predicted model, not a curated record
AUUCUGCAAAAAGACAAAAUGUUUACACAGGAGAGAGCCGCUACUGAUUAGGGUGGAAGCAAGCAUCAAUCUUGACAUAUCAGAGCGAGGCUGCUGUUGUUCCAAAAUCAAGGAGAAAACAUGUCUGUAACACUCAACAGCGGGUUCAAAAUGCCGGUUCUCGGUCUUGGCGUUUGGCGCAUGGAAGGAAAAGAAAUCAGAGACCUCAUCAUUAAUUCCAUCAACAUUGGUUAUCGCCAUUUCGACUGCGCUGCUGAUUACAAGAAUGAGUCAGAAGUUGGAGACGCACUGGCAGAAGCAAUUUCCACUGGGCAUGUUAAGCGAGAGGAUCUCUUCAUCACCACCAAGCUUUGGAAUUCAGAUCAUGGACAUGUUGUGGAGGCGUGUAAAGACAGUCUAAAGAAGCUUCGGUUGGAUUAUCUAGAUCUGUAUCUUGUUCACUUUCCUGUUGCUACGAAGCACACUGGAGUUGGUGCAACUGGCAGUGCUUUGGAUGAGGAAGGGGUGCUAGAGAUAGACACAACCAUUUCUCUAGAAACUACUUGGCAUGCUAUGGAAGAUCUGGUUUCUCUGGGUUUAGUUCGUAGUAUUGGGAUCAGCAACUACGACAUCUUUCUCACUAGAGAUUGCUUAGCCUAUUCCAAAGUGAAGCCUGCUGUGAAUCAGAUUGAAACUCACCCAUACUUCCAGCGUGAUUCUCUUGUCAAAUUCUGUCUGAAGCAUGGCAUCUCUGUCACAGCCCACACUCCACUGGGAGGUGCUGCAGCCAACACUGAAUGGUUUGGCUCAGUUUCACCUCUGGAUGAUCCAGUUCUCAAGAAUCUUGCUGUGAAAUACAAAAAGACAGUAGCCCAGGUUGUUCUUCAAUGGGGCAUUCAACGCAACACGGUUGUAAUCCCGAAGACAUCAAAACUCGAGAGAUUGAAAGAGAAUUUUCAAGUCUUUGACUUUGAGAUUUCAAAAGAGGACAUGGACCUGAUUAAAAAGGUGGACAAGAAUCUCCGGACCAAUCAACCUGCGAAGUUUUGGGGCGUUGAUCUAUAUGCUUAGGUUUUCUAUAAUUCUACUUUCUACCCAUGAGAGUAAUCCCUUGUGCUCGCUAAGAAUAAACGAGUGCUGUGCUUGUAAACUUUAGACUGAUGUAAAUCACUCUUCGAGGCUCAAAAGAUGUAAUAUGACAAUGAACUGACUCUUUCUAAUGUGGAUGUUGGCCGUUUAUUUAGUUUAUGGCUUUGAUC